This is a messenger RNA of Suillus subalutaceus, 252 nucleotides long. Its product is annotated as heat shock protein 70 family. The record is from RefSeq and is a predicted model, not a curated record. The annotation marks the transcript as partial. The transcript has 2 exons. NCBI's taxonomy places the organism in Eukaryota, Fungi, Basidiomycota, Agaricomycetes, Boletales, Suillaceae. Gene Ontology annotation, molecular function: heat shock protein binding; misfolded protein binding; ATP hydrolysis activity. Gene Ontology annotation, biological process: protein refolding; endoplasmic reticulum unfolded protein response; cellular response to unfolded protein. Gene Ontology annotation, cellular component: nucleus; endoplasmic reticulum lumen; membrane.
AAUCCGACUAACACUGUAUUCGAUGCCAAACGUCUCAUUGGCCGGAAAAUGGACGACUUGGAAUUAAAGCGUGACAUCAAACACUUUCCCUUCCAACAUUCAAUUACAAGGGCGACACACUCCACAGAGGAGAUCAGUGCUAUGAUUCUGACAAAGAUGAAGGAGACCACAGAGGAGAUCAGUGUUAUGAUUCUGACAAAGAUGAAGGAGACUGCAGAGGCCUAUCUCAGCGAGAAGGUCACCCACGCAGUA